Cooperia oncophora is the source of this 306-nucleotide messenger RNA. NCBI's taxonomy places the organism in Eukaryota, Metazoa, Nematoda, Chromadorea, Rhabditida, Trichostrongylidae. The record is from the annotation of a GenBank genome assembly.
AUGCCACCGUACAUUGUGUGCAUAUUUGGAUUUCUAGAGUUGUGGCUGGUAAGAGGCGAGCUGUCGGUAGCGAUUGUAUUCGCCAUCAUGUCCUUCGCACCGCAGAUGUUUGUUGAUGCGACGUUCUACAGAGAAGUCAAGUUCUCUCAUCCUUACGUGACGGGUCUGUCAAUCCUCGGAGGCAUGUAUUGGCUUGGAUUACAAGGCGCAAUAAUCGGACCAAUUAUACUUUGCUCGUUCCUCGUUCUUAUUCAUGUCUACAUGCAUUUUGCAAAGCCAGAACGGGAGAAGAUAAAGACGGUUUGA